AACAUUUGUUGACAUCGAGUUAUGAAGUGACGCUAAAUCGACGCAAUAAAGCAGUGUGAUUGCAGUUUUUAGCGCAUCACGGCCGGUCGAUGGGUGCUUUUUUCACAACCUUCUGCGAACGAGCAAGGAAGCACCCGAACAGUGUGAUAAAUAGUGGCUCAUUGUGAUCAACAUGACAUAAACGUGUGUGCCGUUGUUGUAGAUAACUAGUUGGCGGAUUCGUACAAAAGAUCUAAAUACUGGAGUACAAAAAAUAUGGAUCGAAGGGAUGUGCUGCUUCGACGGCGGCUGCCGGAUUUGUCGGACAGCAGUUGGAUUCCGCACGGCUUCGAGUAGAGAGUAGUCCGGUGAUUGCAUACUAUUCAACACGGGACGUGCGUCGGUCGUCUUCGACGUCCGGAAGCUGGACACGUAUGAGUUGAACAUUUCCACGGAGCGGGAAAAAUUAUUCUCUCCACCCGGUAUCGUGUAGUGAAACGGCUAUUUUUAUAUCAGUUCGUGGCGAUCGCUGUUGUGCAUAGUGUAAACGCAAAAAAUUUGUAAAGAUUUUGUCUAAACUACGAUCCCCAACAUUCGAGGGUGGCCAUUUUUUUCGUGCUCGGGUGUGUUUAUGUGUGAAAUUUUACUCCACUAUUUUUGUAAACAUUUAGAGCUUCUCGUUCGGAAGCGUGUAGAGAUUGCAAUAAUCUGUUCAUAAUUGAACAAUUCAGAACAUCGCUAGAGGCGAACCACGAAAGACGCAACCUGUAGAUCUGCCAGACCCGAGUAGUACUAUUGUACGAAGAAUAACAAGUGCCAGUGCCAGUGAGUGCUACCGCGUGUAUGUGCGUAGUGUAAAUGCAUCAUAACGAAAGUAAGAAGAAAGAACCUACGACGAUUUAAUCCCCGCUUGGGAGGAAAAGUGGCGCGGCUUUACAAGACACUGCCAUUAGCUGUUAGUUUUCAACGAGCUUCGAGCACGGUAUGAUACGUUGCCCGUACCUUCAUGAAAUGCAUGAACGACUACUGGGACCAACACCACGCCGAGUGAUACCGAUAACGUUACCCCCCUUGGCGAAGCCGGAAAACACAAAUAUCAUGGACCGCGAAAGUGACUGCCUGCUGGAGAGCAGACCCGAAAGCCGGCAGAUUGGAACGAUGGUUAAGCUAAACCCGGACGGAUUCGGUUCGCACACUACACCGACACAUCACAAAACACCGUUAGUGCCUUGCAACGGAACCGAUGACGACGAUACGGACGGCGCGCUGGGGACCACCGUCAGCGAAUCGGAGGACGACGACGGAAUCCACCUGCGGACGCACAUUCGCAAGAUAAUCGAAGGCCGCAAGCCGAAAAAUGCCAACAGCUUCUUUUGGACCUUUUGGCAACCAGUUUUGGCCAAGAGGGAGAAGCGGCGAAGAAGAACCUCCCUAUUUAUCGUAACUAGUCUAGUCUACGCGAUACUACUGAUUGUGGUGUGCAUCGCGUACGUAAUUAGUGAUGUAACCACCCAUCGACUGCCCGUCAUAUACUACGAGAGUUUCUUUACCUACCUGUACGGAGUGAGUAUACUCUUCCUGCUGUACGUGUUCUGCUUCCUGCUACAAGAGAGCUCCUGCUGCAGUGGAAAACCACCAAAGCCACCAAAAGAAAAGAAACCUAAAAAAGAGAAAAAGCCAAAGAAGGGCGACGCGGAAGCCGGCGCUAAGGAUGCUACCGGUAAGGAUGGUGGAAAGGAUGGCAAAGAUACUGCUGCUACUGGUAAGGGAAAAGAGGAAAAGUCCAGUAAAACCUCCGGAAAGCCCAGUCCGUAUCAGGACUCUACACCGGAUCCAGAAAUUGCUCUAUCACCACGAUGCAAGCGCAAAACCACCCAGGAUCCUGCUCAUGGAAGUUUCUUUUUGCGUGUCGGUGCCAUCGCUUUCGGAUUGGGAACGAUGAUCUAUACCGGGCUCGAGUUUGGUUCGUUCUUCGAAAUUCCAUUUACAUCACCCUGCCAUCAAAUUCUGCGAGGAGUCAACCCACUGCUGCAGAUGAUCUUCACAUUCAUGCAGAUGUACUUCAUCUUUAUGAAUGCUAGGCUCAACAUCCACCGGUUCAAAGUGCUCGCCCGCUUCGGUCUAAUGCACAUCGUGGCAACCAACGUGUGCGUCUGGAUUCGAACUCUUGUUCUGGAAUCUCUCAAGGAAAUUACCGCCUAUCACCAGCGGCGAGGACCGGAACCGGAAGACAACGUCAUCCUGGAGAACAUUCGUCAACACACACUGCGCAACGCUGGAAUGGUCCUCGGUACUGAGUUGGGACCCCGCGAAGACGCCGAAUGGGAACCGAUCAGUGUCAACCUGAACGCACAAGAUAACCCCGUUCAAGAGGGUGGGGUUUUAUCCAGAAUGAUUCAAAACACUGCCAGAACUCUAACAGAGGUAACCACCGCUGCAUUCCAAACGACAAGUCGUGCCACCACCACUACACCAAGAAGUACCACAACCUCAACGUCCACCGUAGGAAAUGUGAUUUCGACCACCGCUGCUAAUCUGUUUGACAGGAUCCGCGACGUCGUAGUAACCGAAAGUACGGCCACUUCAACAGAAUCCACACCGCAUGACGAUUUCGAAUCACUCAUCGCUUCUACAACCGCAAGCACCACCACUUCCGGCAGCGGAGCUUUUCUCGACCAGUUCAUCGAUCAUGUCGAUUAUCUGCAGCGCAACAACAGUCUCGAACAAUCGUACGAAUCGUUGGAAUCACUGUUCCCGCAGGCAUUCAUGGCAUUAUCAACGGUAGCUACUAACGGUACUGCAGUCAGCUGUGGCCGAGUAAAUAUUAUGGGUACGAUCGUGCAGGAUUCGGCUCCAUAUCUGUAUCCGUUCAUCAUCGAGUAUUCGUUGAUUGGUGCUGCAGUGAUAUACGUGAUGUGGAAGCACAUUGGACGAUACCCGAAGUUCACUAACGAAGAGGACUUGGAACACCGUUUGGAGGUUAUGCUGUCACGUCGUGCCGUUGUGAUGGCACAGCAAGCUCGUACCGGCCGUGUCGAUUGCGUUGGAGCAUCUAAGGGACUAUUUUUCGGAUUGUUACUGCUGGUUGGAUCAUUGAUUUGUCUGAUUCUGUUCUUUGUACUGGUAAGACAUCCGCAACUGUCAUUGCUGGCGAUCUACUUGGCCGACGCUUCCCACUGCAUUUUGAUGGUCCUGGCUGUCUUCGCUAUCAUCAUUGGAUUUAUUCGUGUCCAAAACCUGAAGUUCCGCUGCGAGGAACAGAGCAACCUCAACGAUAUCCUGCUCCGCAUCUCCGCUUUUGGAUUGUUCAUCUAUGCAACAUUUAGCGUCAUCGCCGGAUCAUUGAAUGCCCUCGAGAGUGAACCGAAUCUGCUGGUUAUGGUGACUGGAAUCGUGGCCGUCGUGCAGGUUGUCAUCCAGUUACUGUUCAUUGCCGAUGUUUCCCGCCGUCGCGUUCACUUGCCGGAACAUGACCGUAUCAAGCCGGGUCGUCAGAUCGUUACAUUCCUGCUGAUUUGCAACAUAUCCAUGUUUGCCAUCUACACAUUCGAAGCGCAAAAGGUGUUCGCCAAUCCGGUCCAACUCGAUUUCUAUGGAUUCAUCGCCUGGUCUUUAAUCCAGCGUGUGACCCUGCCGCUCUGUAUCUUCCACCGGUUCCAUAGCGCUGUCACGCUAGCCGAAAUCUGGAAGACUACCUACAAGGCACGAUUGGAGUAAGCAGCGAUGACCGCAGUAGUCCUUGAGCUGUAAGCGUAGGACGGAAAUACGCACAUAACCACACCGGUAACUACGGUAACGCAUCUUUCCCACACACAGACACCGGUGCGAACGCAGCAAACCAAACAGAAAUCCAAAUGUGGAAGAAAAAAAACAUCAAUAAUGAUUGAACACUUUUUGAGAACUCUUUUUGGAUCCGGGAGCAGCAUUAGCGAAAUCGUAGAGAUUUUAGUCACUUAUGUCGUUUUUCAUUGAA
Molecule: messenger RNA, 3952 nt
Organism: Topomyia yanbarensis
Lineage: Eukaryota; Metazoa; Arthropoda; Insecta; Diptera; Culicidae
Gene: OtopLa
Product: proton channel OtopLc
Exons: 12
Coding region: 964-3696 (910 amino acids)
Biological process (GO): proton transmembrane transport
Cellular component (GO): membrane
Molecular function (GO): proton channel activity
Source: RefSeq, a predicted model, not a curated record